AUGUCGGCCGUGUCCCGUGCACAGCGCGGCGGCCGUGCGUCGUAUGUCGUGCGCACAAGGAAGCGCAAACACAGGAUCCAGCAAGCCCUCGAGCUCCACUCCUCAUCGCCACCCGCCUCUCCCGCCAUGUUCGCGUUCACCGCACUCGUCGCCCUCGCCUCCGCGGCGCUCCCGCAGGUCUUCGCCCACGGCGGUGUCCUCUCGUACAAGAUCGGCGGAACGACCUACCAGGGCUGGGCGCCCUACAACUCCCCCACAGGCCAGACCAGCAUUCAGCGGCCAUGGUCCAGCUACAACCCCAUCAUGGACGCGACGGACUCCACGCUCGCGUGCAACGACGACGGCAAGUCCGGCGCGCUCCAGCUCACCGCGACCGCCGUCGCCGGCCAGCCGAUCACCGCGUACUGGAACCAGGUCUGGCCGCACCCGUACGGGCCGAUGCUCACCUACCUCGCGCAGUGCCCGGGGAGCACGUGCACGGGCGUCGACGCGAGCACGCUCUCCUGGUUCAAGAUCGACCAGUCCGGGCUCAUCUCGGGCACGGUCGGGAACGGCUACUGGGGCUCGGGCAAGAUGAUCGACCAGAACUCGACGUGGACGACGACGAUCCCGGCGAGCGUCCCGAGCGGGAACUACCUCAUCCGGUUCGAGACGAUCGCGCUGCACUCGCUCCCCGCGCAGCUGUACCCGGAGUGCGCGCAGCUGACGAUCACCGGUGGAGGGAGCCGCCAGCCGACCGCGAGCGAGCUCGUCAAGUUCCCGGGCGGGUACUCGAACUCGGACCCUGGCCUGAACGUCGACCUGUACUCGAACGCGGCGCUCACGAACACGAACUACAUAAUCCCCGGUCCUCCCCUCUACGGCUCCAGCGCCACCACCACCUCCGCCGGUUCUACCACCACCGUUAAGACCACCACCGCACCUGCGACCACCACCACCGCUGCGGGCACCGUUGCGCACUACGGCCAGUGCGGCGGUAUCGGCUACACCGGUGCCACCGGCUGCGUCGCACCCUACACCUGCACCGUCCUCAACGACUACUUCUCCCAGUGCACGUAA
Epithele typhae is the source of this 1059-nucleotide messenger RNA. Its product is annotated as glycosyl hydrolase family 61-domain-containing protein. The record is from RefSeq and is a predicted model, not a curated record. Gene Ontology annotation, molecular function: cellulose binding. The transcript has 7 exons. Bases 1 to 1059 code for a protein of 352 amino acids. Gene Ontology annotation, biological process: carbohydrate metabolic process. Lineage: Eukaryota; Fungi; Basidiomycota; Agaricomycetes; Polyporales; Epitheliaceae. Gene Ontology annotation, cellular component: extracellular region.